CCGCGCCCCGAGCCCCCUGCCCGCCCGCCCGCGCCGGGACCGGGCGGCGGCGCAGCCCCCGGCGCCGCCGGCAGCGGGGGCCCCGCGGAGCAUGUCGGGGGAGAGCGACAUGGAGCGAGCCAUCAAGGAAACUUCCAUUUUAGAGGAAUACAAUAUCAACUGGACUCAGAAGCUGGGAGCUGGAAUCAGUGGUCCAGUUAGAGUCUGUGUGAAGAAAUCUACCCAAGAGCGAUUUGCACUGAAAAUUCUUUUUGAUCGUCCAAAAGCUAGAAAUGAGGUACGUCUGCACAUGAUGUGCGCCACACAUCCAAAUAUUGUUCAGAUUAUUGAAGUGUUUGCUAACAGUGUACAGUUUCCUCAUGAGUCCAGCCCCAGGGCUCGACUCUUAAUUGUAAUGGAGAUGAUGGAAGGGGGAGAGCUAUUUCACAGAAUCAGCCAGCACCGGCACUUUACAGAGAAGCAAGCCAGCCAAGUAACAAAGCAGGCAACUUUGGCUCUACAGCACUGUCACUUGUUAAACAUUGCACACAGAGACCUCAAGCCUGAAAAUCUGCUCUUCAAGGAUAACUCUUUGGAUGCCCCGGUGAAGUUGUGUGACUUCGGGUUUGCCAAAAUUGACCAAGGUGACUUGAUGACGCCCCAAUUCACCCCUUAUUAUGUAGCACCUCAGGUACUGGAGGCGCAGAGAAGGCAUCAGAAGGAGAAGUCUGGCAUCAUACCUACCUCACCAACACCCUACACCUACAACAAGAGCUGUGACCUGUGGUCACUGGGUGUGAUCAUCUACGUGAUGCUGUGCGGGUACCCACCCUUCUACUCCAAACACCACAGCCGGACCAUCCCGAAGGACAUGCGGAGGAAGAUCAUGACGGGCAGUUUCGAGUUCCCGGAGGAGGAGUGGAGCCAGAUCUCGGAGAUGGCCAAGGACGUGGUGAGGAGGCUUUUGAAGGUCAAGCCGGAGGAAAGACUGACUAUCGAGGGGGUGCUGGACCACCCUUGGCUGAACUCAACCGAGGCCUUGGAUAACGUGCUCCCCUCUGCCCAGCUGAUGAUGGAUAAGGCCGUGGUGGCGGGGAUCCAGCAGGCGCACGCGGAGCAGCUGGCCAACAUGCGCAUCCAGGACCCCAAGGUCAGCCUGAAGCCCCUGCACUCCGUGAACAACCCCAUUCUCCGAAAGAGGAAGCUGCUCGGCACCAAGCCAAAGGACAGCGUUUAUAUCCAUGGCCGCGAGAAUGGAGCUGAGGAUUCCAACGUUGCCUUGGAGAAACUUCGAGACGUGAUUGCUCAGUGUAUUCUCCCGCAGGCUGGUAAAGGAGAGAAUGAAGACGAGAAGCUGAAUGAAGUGAUGCAGGAGGCCUGGAAGUAUAACCGGGAAUGCAAACUUCUCCGCGACACUCUGCAGAGCUUCAGCUGGAACGGUCGUGGAUUCACAGAUAAAGUUGAUCGACUAAAGCUGGCAGAAAUUGUGAAGCAAGUGAUAGAAGAACAGACCACAUCCCAUGAAUCCCAAUAAUGAGAAAUCAGACUUUGUUUUUUAAUAAUUUGAAAUAUUAUUCUUUAAUGUAUAAAGUAAUUUUUAUGUAAAUUAAUAAAUCCUAAUUUCAUUUCCAUAUUGUUGAAAUAUGCUGUAUACAUUUAGAUACAGGAUUUAUUCAUAGCAUAGUUUAUUUGUGUGUUUUAAAGGAAAGUUCAGUUCCUAGAGUUAUACUAUUUAUUACUUUAGGACUGUUUAGUCAUAUAUUUGUAAGAUGACAGAUGGAAUUAUCAAGCAAAAUUGCUUUAUUUGCAAUAAAGUAUACAAAAAUGA
Molecule: messenger RNA, 1807 nt
Organism: Sorex fumeus (smoky shrew)
Lineage: Eukaryota; Metazoa; Chordata; Mammalia; Eulipotyphla; Soricidae
Gene: MAPKAPK5
Product: MAPK activated protein kinase 5
Exons: 14
Coding region: 92-1513 (473 amino acids)
Biological process (GO): Ras protein signal transduction; peptidyl-serine phosphorylation; protein autophosphorylation
Cellular component (GO): cytoplasm; nucleus
Molecular function (GO): ATP binding; calmodulin binding; calcium-dependent protein serine/threonine kinase activity
Source: RefSeq, a predicted model, not a curated record